AUGGGAGAUUCUGUUACAAGCGAACACAGUAAAAAAUUCGAGGGCCUAGGAGGCACUGUAAUGAAUAAAGAGUCGGAACUAGACCCUGCUCGUGAUACGUUCACAGGAGCCAAGGUAAAAAGCAAAGAGGAUCUUCAAGAUCCAAAGUAUAAUAUGUAUACACACACCGUAGUGGUAAAGAAAACACCUACUAGAGAAUUCGAAAACUUUCAACUAAUGGAUAGUGAUACGCCAGUAUGUCACCUGGUAUACGAAUCAGUAGAUAAUGGUUCGUUUUACCUGCAGUGGAAGGAGAAUUCAAAGGAACAAGUCGAAAAGUCAGUUAUGAUGAUGGUUCCAACGAAAGCUGUUCAAAAAUUUAAGCUUACAAGUGAGGGAGGAAGGAGCCUUCUAAGCUACAAAGUUGCACCUGAUAAGAACAAGUAUUAUUCGUAUAUUUGCCAGUUUCUGAAACUUGCCAAGGACUACAACUCAAAAAUCCAACUAAUGCCGGGAUGGAACACAGUUUUACCUUACAAGUGUGACCUAUACCUACACUACGAAGAUAACAAGGUAGCAAAGGUUGAGUGUGAUCAUCCUGAACUUGAUAAUGUAAAAUGUGUAGCAGUAGUAGGAACCAGCACAAAGUUAUCGACAAAAAUGACGAGGGAACAAUUGAUAGCGGCUGUAAGAAACAAGGGUUAUGCUCUAACAUUCUAA
Theileria annulata is the source of this 699-nucleotide messenger RNA. RefSeq lists its product as uncharacterized. Lineage: Eukaryota; Apicomplexa; Aconoidasida; Piroplasmida; Theileriidae. The transcript has 3 exons. The coding region runs from base 1 to 699 and encodes 232 amino acids. The record is from RefSeq and is a predicted model, not a curated record.